Messenger RNA from Erigeron canadensis, 2819 nucleotides. RefSeq lists its product as uncharacterized. The transcript is spliced from 4 exons. The record is from RefSeq and is a predicted model, not a curated record. Lineage: Eukaryota; Viridiplantae; Streptophyta; Magnoliopsida; Asterales; Asteraceae. The coding region runs from base 555 to 2396 and encodes 613 amino acids.
UGAGUUUUUACAUAUGGGUUAUUAAAAAGUUUAAUAAUUUGAAGAAAGAUUAGAGAUAUGAUCAUUUUAUAUCUUGGGUUUUUUUUUCUUGAAGUUUGAGCUCAAGAGAUAGAAAAAGAUACUAUGAUUUUUAGUUUCUUUGAGGGGCUUCUGUGCUUUGAGAUAACUUCAUUGAGAUCUGGUCAUUGGUGGGGCAUUUCCAUUUUUCAUCAACAAUUUGUGCUUUGUUUUGCUUAAUAUGCAAGUGUAAGUCGACAAGAGAGUUUCUAGGACAAGUAUACCGUGGUUUGGGAAACCCAGGCCAUGCCUGGCGAGCCAAGUUCCGGGUUUGUUAAACCCAGUCCCUGCCAUGAACCUCUUGCGAUCAACCUGCAACCUCCUAAACUUGUUUAUAAACCGGGUUUCCCAAACCCAGUCCCUGCCUUUCAUCUCCUGCAACAAGUCCAUAGGUGCACCGUGCAUGCAUUUUCAAUCUAAAGGCCGGGUUUUCCAAACCGGGUCGUUGGUUCGUUAGACAUGCCCAGGUUUCCCAAACCCAGAUCGUGAAUAUAUAAAUGGGGCAAGAUAUAGAGCUGGAUUUCGAGAAGUAUUGUGUGGUAGAUGGAAGUCCUAAAACAGUUCUAUCUCCUCGUCAUUCAAAAAUCGAAAAGAAAAAGGUUAGAAAAAAACCCAAAUGCAUAAAUGAAGUAAUGCUGAGUCAAAACAAGGAAUUUAGGGAAAUAAGCUUAAAUCGAUACCGUAGUGCGUCAUGUAGAGAUGUUCGAUCAACUAGAUUUCGAGUCAGUGAAACUCAUAAAAGGGGUUCUGUGUAUCAAAGUUCCCAUGAAGUAGGUAAAAUGAAUCAGACUGGUGAAGAAAAAUAUGUAGAAAGAAAAAAGAUCGAACUUUCAAGAAGUGAUGGUCUCUUGCCCAGAGAAAUAUUUGAUUCCUUGUGCGGUCCGAAUGAGGAUUUGAGUUCAUUUUUAGAAGUGUCUUUAGAUUUGAACACUGCACAAGACGAUCAACCUGCUGCUUCUACCCCUUUGCACAAAUCAUUAUCUUCUAGAUUGGAACAACCUCAUUCCCCUACCAAAUUAGAGACCGAUUCAUCCAAAACUAGUAGUCCCAAGACUCGUUUCACCCCUUUCAAAAAGAUGUUUGACCCGUUUGUGAAGUCAAAGUCUCAGAAGAAUCAGAACAUUACCUCCAGGAAAUCGUUAAUAGAUGGUUUUACAAACACAGACUAUGAUUCUAAGUUUCUCAAGAAAGAUUCUUGUAGCUCGAUUGUGUCAACAUCUUGUUCCCCGUCUACUCACUUGAAUGGGGUAUUAAAGCUCGGGAACAAGAAUCGAAUGCCUUACUUUGAGUUCUUAGUACAGAAUCCUUUUGAUGUUUUGGUGGCAAAAACACAAAAAGGGGGAGAUGGCUGCAACUGGGUCUAUACAUUUUACACAGUUCAACAUAAACGAAAGAUCAGCGGUAAAGAUAACAACAGAAAAGAUCUUACAACAGUUGGCCAGAUGAGAGUUUCCUGUUAUUUAUGUACAGAAUUAGUUAAUGCAGGAGCUUUUGAUAACAUUAUGGUCACCGAGUUUGUAUUGUAUGAUCUUGCACGUCCAAGAAAAUUUGCUUCUCAUACACCCGAUGGCGUAACUUCAAAAGAAAUCUAUGCUGAGGAAACUUGUCGAUCAAAUGAGUCAAUGGACCAGUUAAAGGUCAAUGUAGAUAAGAAAUAUGUAGCAGAUUUGCAUCCAGACCUUGAAACCGCAGCCAUUGUUAUACAGUUCCCUUCUGAGAAAAGAGAGAGCUUGAAAUGCAACCGUGAGGAUAUUAAGAAUGAUGGUUUAUUUAAUUUAUCUAAAACGAAGCUAGAGAAAUAUGAAGCAGCAACAGUGAGUGUGGUGAUCCCUUCAGCAAACCAUGGUUUGCCAAGUGAUGGAAGUCGUGGACCCUCUCCAUUACUUGAUCGAUGGAGACUAUGUGGCGGUUGUGAUUGUGGAGGAUGGGAUAUGGGGUGCCCUCUUAUUGUUCUUGGCAACCUCAAUGUCCAGAAAGAGGACACAUGUAAGGAGCCGGUCAAACUCUUCCUAAAGGGAACGAAAGAGAAGAUACCUGCAUUGAUCAUGAAAAUGAGUGGAGAGGGACAGUAUGCAGUUGAAUUCCAUGCUCAGUUGACCUCACUACAGGCGUUUUCCAUCUGUAUAGCUAUCUUGCACAGUACAGAAGGGUCGAUUAUUGUUGCCCAAGAUAGCGAUAGAGAAAUGUUACAGUGUGAUUCUUUGAGAGUCUUUGCUGAGGAUGAAGUCAAACAUUUAAUUGAGGCUGUGGUCGAAGAGGACAAAAGAAAACCAGCCAAAAAUGAAAUCCCGCCUUCAUUUUUGGUCAAUCCACCGUUUUCUCCAAUGUCACGGGUGUGAUUGUAAAGGAUAUCUUUGGUUCUCUCAAAAAUCUUACUUUUUUCAAAGCUUGAUACGUAACAGCAUGCUCGUCUAAUUCUAUGCGAAGUGCUUGUUUAGAUCCACACGGUUCGAAUUUAAGACACGAAGUCAGCAUAUAUAAAUGUAAGUUUAGGUUUGGUGUUAGACUAGAGGUAUAGUUGAAAAAGAAAUCAGGCAGAUACUUAUGUCGUAUUUUAGUGAUUUUUUUUGUUUUUGUUCUUACUUAUGUAGGUCAUGUGAGAGCUCAGUAGUAGCAAAUCUAGUCCCUAAAUCAUCUAGAAUUUCUUUAGUUUUAGAAUGAAAAUUUUGUAUCUUUAGAACAAUAAUGUUCAUCCAUUCACUUGUAGACUUUACUAAACGAGGCUUGAUUUCAAUGUACUAUACAAAGAUUUAUCAUUUGUA